AUGAGAUAAUAGAUUAAAUAAUAAACGGAUUUAGAAAAAUUAUUAAACUCUUCAUUCUAGUCUCAUAAGGUUCUCUAUAUUGAUCUGAGCUACUAUAAAAUUGGUGAUAAACUUGCAACAUGCUUAAGUUCUGCUUUAGGAAAGUGCACUAAUCUCUCAAAUUUAACACUUGAUCUUCGUGACAAUUCAAUUGAUGCAAUCGGUGUAUCAAAAUUGAGUUCUGCUUUAGCAAAUUGCACUAAUAUAUAAAAUUUAAAACUAGAUCUUCGUGACAAUUAAAUUUAUGAUAAAGGUUUAUCAUGCUUAGGUUCUGCUUUAGCAAAUUGCACUAAUCUUUCAAAUUUGAUACUUAAACUAAGUAAUAUUUAAAUUAGUGGUAAAGGAACAUCAGAUUUAGGUUCUGCUUUAGCCAAUUACACUAAUCUCUCAAAUUUAACACUUGAGCUUGAUUGUAAUUAAAUUGGUGAAGUUGGUGCAUCAGGCUUAGGUUCUGCUUUAGCAAAUUGCACUAACCUCUCAAAUUUGACACUUGAUCUUGGUGGUAAUUAAAUUGGUGCAAUGGGUGCUUCAGGUUUAAGUUCUACUUUAGCAAACUGCACUAAUCUCUCAAAUUUGACACUUGAUCUUAAUUACAAUGAAAUAGGUGAUGAAGGUAUAUCAGCCUUAAGUUCUAAUUUACCAAAUUACACUAAUCUCUCGAAUUUGACACUUAAGCUUUAUGGUAAUGAAAUUAGUGCACUUGGUGCUUCAAGCUUAGGUUCUGCUUUAGCAAACUGCACAAAACUCUCAAAUUUGACACUUAAUCUUAGUGAGAAUUAAAUUGAUGAUGAAGGUGCAUCAGGUUUAAUUUCUGCUUUAGCAAACUGCAUUAGCCUCAAAAAUUUGACACUUGAUCUUGUCGCUAAUUAAAUUGGCGCAAUUGGUGCAUCAGGCUUAGGUUCUGGUUUAGAAAAAUGCACUAAUAUCUCAAAUUUGACACUUGAUCUUGCAUCCAAUUAAAUUGGUGAUGAAGGUACAUCAGGCUUAGGUUCUGCUUUAGCAAAUUGCACUAAUCUCUCAAAUUUAAAACUUUAUCUUAGGAGUAAUUAAAUUAGUGCAAUUGGUGCCUCAGGAUUAGGUUCUGGUUUAGGAAAGUGUACUAAUCUCUAAAAUUUGACACUUAAUAUUGAUGGUCAUAUAACUGAGGAAAUUGGAAUGGACUAACUCGAUAAUAAUAUGCACUUUGGUUAGCAGGUCCAUUUUUCUCAUUAGUAAAUUGGUGAUAAUGGUGCAUCAGACUUAGUUUUUGCUUUAGGAAAUUGCACUAAUCUCUCAAAUUUGGCUUUAAGUCUUUGUACGAAUUAAAUUAGUGAUGAAUGUGCAUUAAGCCUAGGUUCUACUUUAGUAAAUUGCUCUAAUCUCUCAAUUUUGACACUUAAUCUUAGUUACAAUAAAAUUGGUGUCAUGGGUGCAUCAGACUUAGGUUCUGCUUUAGCAAAAUGCACUAAUCUCUCAAAUUUGUCACUUGAUCUUUAUUAGAAUUAAAUUGGUGCAACUGGUGCAUUAGCCUUAUGUUCUGCUUUAGCAAAAUGCACUAAUCUCUUAUACUUGACACUAAAUCUUGAAUUUCUGAUAUACAAGUGA
Tetrahymena thermophila SB210 is the source of this 1623-nucleotide messenger RNA. RefSeq lists its product as hypothetical. Gene Ontology annotation, molecular function: small GTPase binding; GTPase activator activity. The record is from RefSeq and is a predicted model, not a curated record. Lineage: Eukaryota; Ciliophora; Oligohymenophorea; Hymenostomatida; Tetrahymenidae. Gene Ontology annotation, biological process: activation of GTPase activity; nucleocytoplasmic transport. The transcript has 19 exons. Gene Ontology annotation, cellular component: nucleus; perinuclear region of cytoplasm; cytosol.